This is a messenger RNA of Pogona vitticeps (central bearded dragon), 1286 nucleotides long. RefSeq names its product solute carrier family 35 member D2 (gene SLC35D2). Lineage: Eukaryota; Metazoa; Chordata; Lepidosauria; Squamata; Agamidae. The record is from RefSeq and is a predicted model, not a curated record.
GCUUCCUCCGGCGCGGGAAAGGCCGCUCGCCGCCGGGGACGGAGAGGAUGCCCUGUCGGCCGCCGGCGGGCAGCCUGGGGUUCGGGACGCGUACCGAGCGAUGAGAGCCGGGGCCGCGGAAGAGGCGACGGCAGCUCCUGCCGCCUCCCCUUCCCGGCUGGCCAAGCUGCUUUCCGCCCUCUUUUACGGGACCUGCUCUUUCUUGAUCGUCCUGGUCAACAAGGCGGUGCUGACCGCUUACAGAUUCCCAUCUCCAGUGUUUCUUGGAAUUGGACAGAUGGCAACCACUAUUCUAAUCUUAUAUGUGUCAAAAUUAAACAAACUUAUUCACUUCCCUGAUUUUGACAAAAGUAUUCCAAAGAAGCUGUUUCCCCUUCCUCUGAUUUAUGUUGGAAAUCACAUAACUGGAUUAUCAAGCACAAGCAAGCUAAGUUUACCCAUGUUUACAGUCCUUAGGAAGUUUACCAUUCCUCUCACAUUAGUACUGGAAGUUGUUAUACUUGGGAAACGCUAUCCAUUAAGUAUUAUAAUGAGUGUGUUUGCAAUCAUCCUGGGGGCAUUCAUAGCAGCUGGAUCUGACCUGGCUUUCAGCUUGGAAGGCUACACUUCUGUUUUGCUGAAUGAUCUCCUCACGGCGGCAAAUGGUGUUUACACAAAACAAAAAAUUGACCCUAAGGAGCUGGGAAAAUAUGGAGUCCUUUUUUAUAAUGCCUGUUUUAUGAUAAUCCCUACAGUUCUCAUAAGUUUCUUCACUGGAGACUUCCAGCAGGCCACCAACUUCAAGCAGUGGAUAAACAUUUUAUUUGUUUCUCAAUUCCUUCUUUCUUGCAUACUGGGGUUUCUUCUGAUGUAUUCUACAGUUCUCUGCAGCCAUUAUAAUUCUGCCCUCACAACCACAGUAGUUGGUGCUAUAAAGAAUGUUUCCAUUGCUUAUAUUGGAAUGCUGGUUGGUGGAGACUACAUCUUCUCAGUAUUGAACUUCAUUGGACUCAAUAUUUGCAUGGCAGGAGGGUUGCGAUACUCUUUUCUCACAAUACGAGGGCAUGACAGCCUUAAGCACCCUGCCGAUGAAGAAAAAGCAAUGCUAGAUACCAAAAGCUAACAGAAGUAAGCAGAAGAAAUCUUAUAUGGACACCUGUGCUUCAAGAAAUCAUAGAAACAUUUGCUGAAAAGGGUAUGAAAGGAAAAUUCUACCUCGUCUUAUUUCAUGACCCACUUCAUGACCCACAAGUAUGUUUUGUGGCAGAAUGUGACAACUAGAAAGCAAUAGACUGAUAAUGUACGUA